Molecule: messenger RNA, 2000 nt
Organism: Aplysia californica (California sea hare)
Lineage: Eukaryota; Metazoa; Mollusca; Gastropoda; Aplysiida; Aplysiidae
Product: LHFPL tetraspan subfamily member 3 protein
Biological process (GO): sensory perception of sound
Cellular component (GO): plasma membrane
Source: RefSeq, a predicted model, not a curated record
GUAUCCUGAUGUUCCUGUCGUGCGUGGUAUUCCCCUCCGGCUGGGACCACAGUGAGAUCAAACAUGUGUGCGGCCCGCAGGCAGACGGGUACGAGCUGGGCACCUGUAGCCUCAGGUGGGGAUAUGUCCUGGCCAUCGUGCUCAUCUUUGACGCUUUCAUCCUUGCCAUUUUGGCCUUUGUUUUGGCGGGAACGCAAGCCAACCUGCUGCCAGAUGAGUACAAAAGCGAGAAAGCCGGGGCUGUGCCGCCGCUGAGUCCUGGGGCCCGCAGUGACGUCACAGACAGCGCCAUCUACGCCAACAACGACUCGUACUUCAUGUCCCAGUUCUCGCUGGGCCGCGCCACAAACAAAAGCCAGGGCCGCUCCAACAGCUCCUUCAUCAGCGACUAGAUCUAGUCACAGUAAUCUGCUCUACUAAGCUGACAAAACGCUUUUUUUCAUUUUGGCGCCAAAAACUUUGUUCUUCGAAAUCGAAAAAGCCUGAUUAGUUAAUCUACUAGUGUGAAAAAAUCAAAGUGAAACUGUGACUAGUUUGUUUAGAUUAAUGAAUUAGAAUUUAAAUUUUAGAAGUACUCUAUUUUUCAACGGUUACGCUGACAAAAAAACAUCUUUCUCUCGAAACUGUUGUGAGAUUUUUUUAAAGGCGUUUUGUCAGAUUACAGUACAGUUAGUGACUUCAUACUCGAUUCACGACACUUCUGAUACCGCGCUAGAAAUGGUUACACUUACAUCCAUUCAUAAUGAUUCACGUCAAAAUUUUAGUAAAACUGCUAAUUCGAAUUAGAUUUAGAGCCAUUCCUUUCUCUGUUCAGUAGAUUAAGUUCAAAGAAAACAUAGAAUCUCUCCAAAACAAAACAAAAAAAACAAAAAAAUAUUUUGCUAAUUGUGGGACAGACAACAUUAUUCGCAGAUUUCUUUUUUAAAAAACCUCAUUUGCCAAUUUGAAACAGUGAAAACAAUUACGGUUAUUUAAAAAGAACAACUUGCAGGUCCGAACAGAACAAAACAAAAUCUGUUUUAAAAAACCACGACGUCACACCACGAACAUUUGAUUAGGAGUUGGGAGUUGUGUAUUUCACAUCAGCACAGGACUGACCCUGGACAUCAUCGGAAUAUGAAAUUCUGUUUUGUCUUCUGGGGGAUUUUUCAGUUCGAAUUGUUGCUAGAUAAAGUUGGUGGAAAGGCGCCAAAAAAAACUUAUAAACUACGAUAUCGUUUCCCGUCAUUUGAUUUAAGGCUCGAGAGCUAAAAUAGGUUAGACAACUGAAUGAUUUGAAAAAUAACUGGUUUCUUUUCGAGUGAAGCAUAUUGUAUACACCAUCGUACAAGUUGGAGUAUACACAAUACAAGUUGUAGCGAUUUGGUUCUGGGACAUCGCGCCGAAGUACCACUUCUGUUGUCUGAGUGUUGAGUGUUGAAAUAUACAUUCCAUGAUCGAACAUCAGGAUUGAAUUUCUAAGAAGAAAAAAAGAAGAAAAAACUAUAGGAAGUUGAUUCCUCUUCUGUACAAAACUAUGUUGAACGUUUUUCAAAAUCCUAUAAUGAUUGAAACGGCUAAUGUCUAAAUAUAGGUAGAUAUGGCACAAAGUUAAUUAAGUCUGACUUAUAAUGCACUGUUCUCCUACCAUUGAAUUUUGCUCUGUGCUUAAAAUUUUACUUAUACCAUUCUGAUUGAUGAAAAAUUGGCAUCUGCUAUAAUGCCUGAAAAGAUCAGUAUCAUUUCCAUUAAUUCAGACAACUGAAUAAUACAAUCACUUUAUAACUUUAAUUGCAGAUCUUUCGAUUUUUUUCCCUUAGUGAGGAUUGGUAAGUGGGGCGUUAAAUAAAUCAUGUAUUUUUCCUGUUUCGUCUCAUCUGUAAAUACAUAAUAUUAUUAUGUUUCUGUAAAACCGUUUUGUGAUGACAAUUAUUCGACUUAAUUAUGCCUGUACAUUUGUCAUUGUGACCUUAAAAAUGUACCCUCUAAGACUUGAUAAAAUCAUCUAUAUUACAACUAUC